UCAUCCCAGCUGCAUCCUUCAUAGGCGCGCGAAUUCUUCGAGGAGUUAGAUGACGUAUCAGGGUGAUCUCAUGGGCGUCCCCGUGAUUCAAUACCUCCUUAUAAACGCACUACUAAUGUUCAUGUCCUCAAGUGCUUGAGUUCACCACCAAGAGACCGCACUCAAACUGCAACACAUCGCGCAUCCGAACAUGAAAGACAGCUUACCAUCAAACCGCAUAACGCUCGAAGUCCACAACAAUAUCCCGUGGCGGUACCUUUACAUACCCGGCCUAUAUGCAAUUCUUCUUGGGGGUCUUACAUUUUCUCACUCGUUUGAUUACUGGACAAUGGAUCCUUAUCCGGGUAAGGCAAUCGGUUGCUCCAACAUUCUCGCCGGGGCUCUAGGUACGUUCCUAGUCUAUACUGGUAUCGGCGCUUGCAUGGGCUGGUACUUUUUCAGGGAUACGUAUUUUCGACGUGCGGUCGAAGUAGAUUCGGCAACGAUGGACAUUUCCGGAAUGAUCAGCGAGGAGAACUUCUGGAGAAACAUCAUACAACGCUACCCGUGGCGCCAUGCACACAAGCUUGGUUCAUCGCUGGUUAUUCUCGCUCUAUUCAUCAUAGCUUAUGGAACGAGCACGCAUCGCAUGAACCCUGAAUCAACAGACUGGACCACAGUCCUUCCGAUUCGAUUUGGUAUCAUGCUAGCCAUUAUCCUAAAACUGGCGGGGCUCGUUCUCUGCAUAGGGUGGCAUAUAUUCAAAGAUAUCGAGACAGGCGAUACAGAAGAUCAAAAAGAAUCAGGACCUCAUAGGACUUACAAUGUCUCGACGUUGGAUUCCCCGAAUGUUACAACCUUCGCCAACCCCUCCAACCAUCCAUAUUUGAGUGCUGUUCCUCCUACAAUAUGUUCUGGUUGUACGUUUUAUAGUGCUUUCACUGCCUCAGGCGUAAUUACUCCCGGCAGGCCCAUAGCUGUACGCCCUUUCCUAUCAUUGGCAAUCGCUACUUUCCUAAACUUUUCCUUAGUCGUCGUCGAAUUCAUGGGCAACUAUAGAUGUCGUAUGGCCAUAAUGCAGGAAAGGAUGACUGAGAUGGAUAUGCGCUCAGGGAUUGGUGGCGACAGGUUUAGAAAGACAGGAGAAAGGACCGAGUACUCACGCACGACCUAACUUGCAUCGUUUUGGAGUCAAGGGGGGCAUGUCAGACCUUACGAACAAGACGCGGACGACCAUGAUUGUCUGCUCACUAUUUUUAUGGUCAUGAAGAACUGGAAUACUUCUAUACUACCCACGGCGAAGAAGGCGGCGAGGGCGAUGGUACUUCUCUUCUCACCCAAGAUAAUCCCACUUUCAAAUGAACGCUAUGGUACAACAUGACGCGGUUUCAAUGCGGAAAUGGUGCGAGAGUAUCACCUGAGUGAUCUUCAUAAAGGGAUAUGUAAAAGACACCCGACCUGGGCAUGUCAUGGGAAGUACACAGCGCAGGAAGUGCAGCU
This is a messenger RNA of Alternaria rosae, 1479 nucleotides long. RefSeq lists its product as uncharacterized. The record is from RefSeq and is a predicted model, not a curated record. NCBI's taxonomy places the organism in Eukaryota, Fungi, Ascomycota, Dothideomycetes, Pleosporales, Pleosporaceae. The coding region runs from base 191 to 1153 and encodes 320 amino acids. The transcript has a single exon.